GACUCUGACAAGGGUGCGCACUACUGGGGACGCUGUGUUCCUGAGGUGACACAGUAGAGAUCGGCAGCUCGACGAACUUUUCGCUUCUUUUCAACUAUCUUUAAACCAUGAUAACAGCACCAUCGAUACCGGCAUUGAGCGGACCAACAAUAUCAGGGAACGUGGUGGGACUUGGAGGAGCCGGCAUUGUCAGCGGAUGGAUAAGGGACGGAAUGGUCGCCGGCCGCGACAACGACAUAUACUGGACCGGCCAAACGACACGGGAUAAUGUCUCGGGACACUACACUACAGCGGCUAUUACGACUCCGAUGGUUGGCCAUGCUUCGGUUGCAGGAGAAGCCGAUGCAGAACCGGUCGCGGAUGGUGAGCUGGGUGGUAUGAUUCCCUUGCUCAGCACGCCCAGCUCUUUUCUUCGGCUUGGAAUCCCGACCCUGAGCGCCCGGGGUUCUCUCCUUCUUGGCUUCCUACAACUCCUGUGGCAAGCCAUUGUUACUUGGAGCAUCCGUCACCGCAUCAGGGCGAUAGUGUGGCUGGUCGCCAAAGCCCCCUUCAUCAUCCUCGGGGACUUGUGGAUCAACCUAUACGCCUGCGUGAACUACGACCCAUUUGCGAACCGAGGUUCUUCUCAUGCUUCCCCAACCGGGGGACUCACCAAGUUCCAAAUCCUGUUUUGGGACUGGACAAAAUGGCUCAGAUGCGAUGCAAAGCUGUGGCUGUUGUCAGUAUGGGAGGAUUUGAGGGGGUUCUUUGCGCGAGGAACGUCGUUCUUCAGCCGGAACACCAAAAAGAAGAGGAAGAAGUGGCGGAUUCCUGGGCCGACGUUGCAAGGAAUCGUGGCAGACACCAAGUCCCAGCUUGAGCGGGAAGAGGAGGAAAAGGAAUUGGAAAGGCGCAGGAAAGAGCAGGAGACAGCAGCUGACAACGGCAACGGCGGAAGUCGUCGGAAAGGCGGCCGUGGAAACGGUGGUAGAAAGCAAAGGAAAUGGUAAAUGCAUAUUUCUGAAAACUGUCGGUUCUCUGUGAGGUGCUUUUGGGUCCUGGAAGAUGCCAUUGCACAUGUUCUUUGCACAAGUAAGCAGUGAUGCUAGUGACUUAAAGUAGAUUCAUACGAGACAUGACCGUCUAAUUUUUGGC
Messenger RNA from Neurospora tetraspora, 1134 nucleotides. RefSeq lists its product as uncharacterized. The record is from RefSeq and is a predicted model, not a curated record. NCBI's taxonomy places the organism in Eukaryota, Fungi, Ascomycota, Sordariomycetes, Sordariales, Sordariaceae. The transcript has a single exon. The coding region runs from base 108 to 989 and encodes 293 amino acids.